Aspergillus versicolor CBS 583.65 is the source of this 2577-nucleotide messenger RNA. Its product is annotated as cellobiose dehydrogenase. Gene Ontology annotation, molecular function: flavin adenine dinucleotide binding; oxidoreductase activity, acting on CH-OH group of donors. Bases 1 to 2334 code for a protein of 777 amino acids. The record is from RefSeq and is a predicted model, not a curated record. Lineage: Eukaryota; Fungi; Ascomycota; Eurotiomycetes; Eurotiales; Aspergillaceae. The transcript has 8 exons.
AUGUAUUCGUUCUUUCGUUCAUUCGCUGCCCUGGUGGCCGCGGAGAAAUAUACCGACCCAGACACCGGUAUCAUCUUCGACACCUGGACCGUAGAGGAAUCCUCCUCCGCCGCGGGGCUGACAUUCGGUGUCGCCCUACCCGAAGACGCCCUGACCAACGAUGCGACGGAGUUUAUUGGAUACAUUUCCUGCAGCUCCUCGGCCACAACCGGCGCAACCGGCUGGUGCGGUUUCUCCUUCGGCCCCUCUAUGAACGGAAACCUGCUUCUGCUCGCCUACCCACAGGACGACAAAGUCCUGACCUCCUUCCGCUUCAGCUCGGGCUACGCGCUGCCAGAGGUAUACGCGGGCGAGGCAACACUAACGCAGAUCUCAUCGACCGUGGCAGAUGACGGCUUCACCGUGCUGUUCCGAUGCGAGGGGUGUCUUGCGUGGGACCAUGACGGUGUAACGGGCAAUGCGACGACGUCGAGUGGACGGCUGAUUAUGGGCUGGGCGCAGGGGCAGGAGAGUCCGACUGAUGGGGCCUGUCCGGAUGAUCUGAGCGUUGUGCAGCAUGAGGGACAGGGGAUUUGGGGCGCAGCGCUGGAUGAGAAUGCCGCGUCGAGUGAGUAUGAGACUUGGGCGGCACUGGCUACGGAGAAGGUUACUGGGGAUUGUGAUGGGAGUGGUGGUGGAGGUGGAGGGGGUGAUGUUGUUGGUACGCCUGUUCCGUCUGGCUCGAGCUAUGAGUACAUCGUUGUUGGAUCGGGUCCUGCUGGGAUGGUUCUUGCGGAUCGUCUGAGUGAGACUGGUGCGAAGACGCUGCUUAUUGAGAAGGGCCCGCCGAGUAUUGGGCUCUGGGGAGGCGAUAUGAAGCCGGACUGGUUGAAUGGGACUGAGCUGACGCGGUUUGAUGUGCCUGGUCUGUGUAACCAGAUCUGGGUGGACAGUGCAGGCAUUGCGUGUCCGGACAACGAUCAGAUGGCUGGAUGUCUUGUUGGUGGUGGCACUGCUGUCAACUCAGGGCUGUGGUGGAAGCCGUACUCGAAGGACUUUGACGAGAACUUCCCUGAAGGAUGGAAGUACAGCGAUGUCUCGGGCAAUGUGGACAAGGUGUUUAACCGCAUCCCUGGCACGAUCACCCCCAGCACGGACUCAAAGCUGUAUCUGCAGGAGGGUCCCAGUGUGAUCAUGAACGGGCUGACAGCCAACGGGUGGGAGAUGACUAGCUUCAACGAUGCCCCGGAGGCGAAGUAUCGCAGUGUGGGAUACAGUCCGUACAUGUUCAGCAAUGGCCAGCGCAAUGGGCCCAUGGCGACGUACCUGGUGAACGCGAAUGAGCGCAACAACUUCGACAUGUGGAUCAACACGACUGUGCGCAGGGUCGUCAGAGACCAGGGCACUGUCACUGGUGUCGAGCUUGAGCCGUUCCUUGACGGGGGCUAUGAGGGCACUCUGAACCUGACAACUGGUGGCAAGGUCAUUCUGAGCGCUGGAGCAUUUGGCACUCCCAAGAUUCUGUUCAGAAGUGGAAUUGGACCCGAGGACCAGCUCAGCGUCGUCAACAACUCCAAGACCGACGGAGACACCAUGAUUGCCGAGUCUCAAUGGAUCAACCUGCCCGUCGGAGAGAACUUGAUGGAUCACCCUAACACCGAGGUCGUCGUGCAACACCCCGACAUCGUCUUCUACGACUUCUACGGCGCCUGGGACGACCCUGUCGAGGCCGACAUGCAGAGCUACCUAUCCGACCGAACCGGCCCUCUCGCCCAGGCUGCACCAAACGUCAACCCUGUCUUCUUCGACCAGGUCACCGGCCCCGACGGCGUAACCCGCCAGCUGCAAUACCAAGCCCGUGUCGAGGGCAGCCACGACAUCGCAGACGGCCACACAAUGUCCAUUACCCAAUACGUCGGCCGCGGCCAGACCUCCCGGGGCAAGCUCACAAUCAACAGCGGGCUCAACACUGUUGUCAGCACGCUCCCCUGGCUGCAGGAUGACAACGACACCGACGCCGUGAUCCAGGGCCUGGAGCGUUUGCGUGACUCUUUGAGCAAUGUCACCGGCUUGACCUGGGCCUUCCCGACCAAGAACGUCACUAUCACCGAUUUCGUGAACAGCCUUCCUUCAACGGGGCGCGGUAGCAACCACUGGAUGGGAUCGUGCAAGAUGGGCUCUGACGACGGCCGCGACGGCGGAUCUGCUGUCGUUGAUCUCGACACCAAGGUGUAUGGUAUGGAGAACCUGUUUGUGGUGGAUGCGAGCAUCUUCCCUGGGAUGGUCAGCACCAACCCCUCGUCUUAUAUUGCGACCGUGGCGGAGACUGCGGCGGAGAGAAUUCUGGCUUUGUAAGAUAGUCGUGAUCGAAGACAGUAUUUGGUUUGAAGUAUUUAUUCAGCAGAUUAGAGACUUGUUUGCUGAGUUGGAUAACCUGUUCGCUACUUGGAGGUCGCAGUGCGCGGGACACUGUCAUGCCGGGAUACCUGGAUACCUGGAUAGCCCUAAUUCAGACAUAAAUACUGCAAUACUAUCGGAGCACAGACAACAGUAUUGUUCCCUGUACAACAAGCGAUGUAACUUCAGUAUCGCCCCGCC